AUGGCUAGCAACCCCACGGUUGUCCAGCCUCAUGCGGCAUCUGUGCAAAUGCCCAGCGAAUUCAAAACAGAGUAUCACCCUCGCUCUGCUCGUGCGACUCUCUACCAGAUGUUCGACGAAUUCGGUAUCACUCAGGAGAUGCAGCACGCACCCGUUGACGAGGAACCAUGGCGUCCUUUCAGGUCACGCGGGGACUUCGAAUUCUCUGAGAUUGCGCUUGAUGCUGCGCUAAAUAAGUCUCAAAUAAAUGCCCUCCUUGAACUCAUUUCGCGCAUCGCUCAAGGUCAAGCUCAAAUCACUCUGAAGAAUGAGACAGAUCUUUCGAGGGCAUGGGACAAUGCUGCGGCUGAAUUAACACCGUUUUCAAAGCACGAAGUCCCUGUGAUAUACAAGAGGAAGGAGCAAGAAUACGAGGUCCACACACGGCCUGUGUGGGAUUGGGCCCUCGAUCUACUGGACAACCCCCUGCUCGCACCGCAUUUCGUGUGGGAUGCCUGCCGUGUUUACAAGCACAACGGUACGGAUUUCGAACGCUUUUUCAAUGAACCUUGGACAGGAGAUCGGUGGUGGGAUAUUCAAUCUUCUCUUCCGCCCGACGUUGAAAACGCUGUCCCAUUCUGUUUCAUUCUCUACGCUGAUAAGUCGAAGCUGUCGUCUCAUGGUACCGUCAAAGGGUAUCCAGUUGUAGUCCGAUGCGCAAACUUACCUGUAGACAUCCGUAAUGGCGAGGGGUUUGGUGGUGGUCGUGUAGUCGGAUGGUUGCCUAUUGUUCCUGACGAUGCAGCCGAAGAAGGAAAACUCGGAUACACAACGUUGAAGCGCGUUGUGUGGCAUGAAUCAUUUUUCAAGCUCCUGGAACAUGUCGCCCAGCACUCAAAGACUGGAUAUUCACACAAGGGCUAUAAUGGCAUUCCGCGAUGGCUGUUUCCUGUGAUACUGAUUCUUUCGGCUGACUAUGAAGAACAGUGCAUGAUGUCGCUGAUACGUGGCCGCGGUGGCAAAUGCCCUUGCCCCGUGUGCCUAGUACCAUUAGCGGAGCUCCACGACCUGUCAAAGAGCUACCCAAUCAGAACCGUGGAAGAAGCACAAGAAGCUCUCCGUAUUUAUGGGUGCAGUAAAGCUGAAGGCGAGCAGAUACUCAAAGCGCUCGGAUUACGACCUGUUGCGAAUGUUUUUUGGCUCAUCUUGCGUUCGAGUCCCCACGAUGCACUUAGUUUAGAUCGGCUGCAUUCAUUGCACGCCGGUCUGUGGAAGCACCUACUUGAAGAAUUGAAGAAAAUCCUCGCGUCGCUUGGACGCGAUGCUCAAGAAGCAUUCGAGAAGUCGAUCGCUAACUUCCCCCGAUGGCGCCACCUCACUCAUUUCGAAUCCGUUAUCAACAUUACAUUCACUGAUGGCAACAAAUACCAGGACCUCUCUAAGCAAACAUUAUAUCCGGCUUUGAACAUCCUGACGCACAGAGCCAGUCCUGUAGGCCACCAGCUGCUUCGCGUUAUCAGCAGUUAUCUCCAGCUGGAUAGCUGGAUCGGUCUGGAUUUGCAUACUGAGCGCACACUUGCAGCGAUCGACGCCGAGCUCUUAGUUUUCGAUGCUGAGCUCAAGGCUUAUAUUACAUGCGCUGAAGAGUCGGAGGUCGAGAAAUUGAAGCUUGACUGGAACUUUCCGAAGACCCACCUAUGGAAACAUGUUGUUCGUGAUAUCCGACUUAAAGGAGUAGCACGUAACUACAGCACGCGUCCGAACGAGAAGCUUCAUGGCCCCCUCAAAGACACCUAUCACCGUCGAACGAAUGGAAAGGAUACCGCGACGCAAAUACUUCGUAUUGAUCACCACAAAUUCGCCUCGAAACUUCUGAGAGAACGUGUCAACACGCUUGAUGAACACUGCCGGUUGCAGGCACUCGGCGAUGGCGGGCUUGAUGAAGACAUUGAUGUUCCUGUAGCCUUUAAUGGCCACGUGAAACUUGGCUCUCCGGUGCCACCCUUAGACAUCCUUGGCGUUGAGAGUCGUGGUCAAACGGAUCGUGCGUUUCAAUCUUUUCGUCGGAAAUUUAGUGAAUUCAUCAACAAUGCUCUGCCUACCUAUGGCCAUCAACUGACGAGUUGGGUUACAUUCCCAGGCGAUUUCAAGAUUCACGAGCACCGCUAUCUCAAGGUGAACUAUGAGUCGGCUGUGGACUGGAGGCAAAAUACCGACCACCUUCGGUGCAACCCCAAAUUCCAUGGGCGGCCACGAUUCGAUCACGCGCUCAUACAACUGACCGCUGAGGAAACAGCCUUCGUCCAGCUAAUUUUCAUGUUCAGAUGUCAUAUUUCGAAUCUCGGGCCCUUCGAAUUCGCACUUGUUCAACCAUACACUGCUAGAGUCGGUCCUCGCAGAACAGACUCCACCUUCAAGCUUACUCGUGUCAAGGCUGUCCCGAGGUCGUCAUCAAUAUUUGUCCCGCUUAAAUCUUUCAUUCGAGGAGCUGUUCUAGUCCCUGAUUCUGAGCAUCAAGAUGAAUACUUCGUUGUUGAUCACAUUGACGGUGACAUGUUUCUGCGAAUGAAACACAUAUGA
Suillus discolor is the source of this 2559-nucleotide messenger RNA. RefSeq lists its product as uncharacterized. The transcript is spliced from 11 exons. Lineage: Eukaryota; Fungi; Basidiomycota; Agaricomycetes; Boletales; Suillaceae. The record is from RefSeq and is a predicted model, not a curated record. Bases 1 to 2559 code for a protein of 852 amino acids.